Messenger RNA from Saccoglossus kowalevskii, 4025 nucleotides. RefSeq names its product ATP-binding cassette sub-family C member 9-like. Gene Ontology annotation, biological process: transmembrane transport. The record is from RefSeq and is a predicted model, not a curated record. Gene Ontology annotation, molecular function: ATP hydrolysis activity; ATP binding; ABC-type transporter activity. Gene Ontology annotation, cellular component: membrane. NCBI's taxonomy places the organism in Eukaryota, Metazoa, Hemichordata, Enteropneusta, Harrimaniidae.
AUGGCGCUCGAAGGGUGUUUGGGUGUUGUUACGAGGAACCGUCUUUCCCACCAGACCUCAGAAGAAGAACAUGUACAACUUGUAUCGAUAUACGAAUGUUUUGUCACGUCUAAUGUUCUGGUCGAUGAGCUGGAUCAUGGUUCUUGGAAACAGCAACCAUUAGAGAUAGAAGACUUGGGUUGCCUGUCCGAUGAAUUUGAAUGCAACACACUGCACAGGUCUUUCAAGACGGCAUACGAAGUAGAAAAGUAUACUGGUUACGUCACUGUAGAGGAGUUUUUCGCUAAUGGCUUUGUCUUGAUUGGUGUUAUAUUUGUGGCAACAGGAAUGAAAGCUUUAAUUUUACAGUGGGCGUACAAUAUGUGCAUUUUUGUUGGAAUAAAAGCACGCACGUGUCUGCAGAUUUUUACCUAUGAGAAGUCCCUCCGAUUGUCGUCUUGGGUGUUGUCCAGUGGCGACAAAACUGUAGGCCAGAUUACAAACCACAUGGCCGUUGAUGCUAUGAAUAUACGUUGGUUUUCCUAUUAUCAGAUACACGUAUACGCAACGCCCUAUCAGGUUACUACCAUUCUGAUACUGCUAUACCUGAGACUUGGACCUGCUGCAUUGAUUGGUGCAUCAGUAUUCGUCGUUGCCACACCGUUGCAAUAUAAAAUAGCCGAUGCUAUGUCUGCAAUACAAAGAAUAAUAUUAAAAUUCGCCGACCAGCGUUUAAAAAAAUCCAACGAGCUUUUACAGGGUAUUAGGCUAUUAAAACUGUAUGGAUGGGAAGAGUUGUUUUCAUCGAGGAUUGAAGUCUCAUUUGCUGUCUAUUCUGCCGUGAGUCCCACACCGUUGACGCCUGAAGUGGCAUUCUCCUCGUUGGCUCUUUUCAAUCUGCUGGUUAUACCAAUGAUGCUUAUACCAACCACUGUUCAAGUUUUAGUAAACGCUAUAGUCAGCAUGGAUAGACUGCAGAGUUUUUUUGCAUCACCCGAGAUCGAAAAGCACGAUAACGGUCGGCCGCCUUUCGACGAUGGACUCGAAGAAGAUGACGUUGCCAACCAAUCACGUAAGAGUGGUGGAAAUCUUAAGAUUACAGAUGAAAAAACUCGCAAUUUACUGGACAAUCGGGAAUCAUCAUCAUAUGGUACAUUUGAAACUUCGCUGAGUGAAGCCACCAUACCAACAACAUAUCUCCCAGACCACUUAUCAAUACAGAUCAGUGGUGGACAUUUUGCCUGGGACAUUGACUCUGAUGUGGCAAUUCUUCACGAUAUUGACCUUGAAGUUCCCAUAGACACUUUGACAAUCAUUAUUGGUAUGGUGGGCGCUGGAAAAUCAUCUUUGCUAUCAGCGAUCUUAGGAGAAAUGAGCACUCUGGCUGGUAAUAUUUAUUUCAACAGAAAAAGAAAUAUCAUCUCGUAUUGUCCACAGAGGGCGUGGUUGCAGAAUAGCACACUCCGUGCAAAUAUUUUGUUUGGAGAACCAAUGGAUCAUACACGGUACAACACUAUUUUGGAUGCAUGUGCGUUGCGACCAGAUAUAGAUAUCUUACCGGCUGGAGAUAUGACAGAGAUUGGUGAGAAGGGAAUAAAUCUCAGUGGAGGACAGAAACAACGAAUAAGUGUUGCCCGUGCUCUGUACAAUAAGUCGGACAUAGUACUGAUGGAUGAUCCGUUCUCAGCAUUGGAUGUUCACGUUGGUUCACAACUAAUGAAAGAAGGCAUUCUCGGCUUUCUAAAACGAGAGCAACGAACAGUGAUUCUUGUUACCCAUCAAUUGCAGUAUUUGAAAUAUGCAGACACGGUGAUAUCGAUGGAUAACUGUACAAUAGCAGAUCAGGGAAAUUUGAAUGAAAUACGAAAACGCGAUCCCAACCUGUAUGCCGUCUGGGAAAAACGGAUUAGUUUUCUCAGCGAUUCCGAAGAUGACGAUGACUCAAGUGAAGAAACUACCAAGCUAGAAAGACUAAAAUUAAUUGAACAAGUCACAGGAAAACAUGAACAACACAGACAGGACGACAGUGCAGCUGGUACAUUGAUGGAGAAAGAGGAACGGGAGGUGGGCUCGGUCUCAUUGAAAGUUUAUCUUUCAUAUGCAAAGGCUAUCAAGUAUUCGCUAACAUGUCUUACGCUAUUGUUGUACGUUGCCCAAGGUACUAUGCUUAUUCUUACAAACUUCUGGCUAUCGGCUUGGUCUGAAUCUGGCUCUGAGACGGCUAAUAAAACACAGGAAGACUUGGAUGACGAAUUGACGUACUAUAUACGUGGUUAUGCAGCAUUAUCCUUCUCUUAUAUCGGGAUAUCACUGGUGGCUAUAAGUUGUCAAAUCAUGUUCUCCCUGUAUGGUGCAAGACGAGUGCACAUAAAGCUGUUACGUAAUAUCAUUCACGCACCGAUGAGAUUCUUCGACACAACUCCAGUUGGGCGCGUGCUGAACCGAUUCUCAAAUGAUACAAAUAUCAUUGAUCAGCGCUUGUGGAUGGUGAUGUUCAGCAUACUGAGCAAUGCCUCGGUCCUUAUUUCUGCUAUUGUGGUAAACGCUGUGGUAUCUCCAAUUUUUAUAGCAGGUGCAGCACCCUUGUUUCUUAUUUAUAUACUGAUACAAAGAUACUUCAUAUCCACUGCACGGGAACUCCAGCGUCUUGGCAGUAUUUCAAGAUCUCCGGUGUUUGCUCAUUUCAGCGAAUCAUUGGAAGGACUAACCACCAUUAGAGCAUACAGAAAUGAAAAACGUUUUCGUCGUCAGCUACACACAUCGGUCGAUACUAAUAAUAUAGCCAUGGUUUGCUUAACCCUAGUCAAUAGAUGGAUGGGAGUACGACUGGAAUUCAUUGGUGCAGUAGUAGUUCUAAUAUCUGGUCUUUCGGGUCUACUAACCGCGCUAUUUGGAGAACUUGAACCAAGUUUGGUUGGCUUGGCUUUGACUUAUGCGUUGUCUAUUUCCGGCCACAGCGCCAUAUUGGUACGGUCGACGGCCGACUGUGAAAUGCAGAUGAAUGCUGUGGAACGAAUACGCUAUUACACAAAUGUAGAAUCGGAGCAAUAUGAAGGUGUAUAUAACCCACCUCCUGAUUGGCCUACUGAUGGUGACAUCAAAAUAGAGAACAUAUCUGUGCGCUAUGAUCCAAGCUUAGAACCAGUGCUGCGUGAUGUUUCCAUACACUUUAAAGGUGGACAGAGGGUUGGUAUAUGUGGCCGUACUGGUAGUGGAAAAUCGUCACUGGCCGCGUCAUUAUUUCAGAUUGUGGAUACAUUUAAAGGGCGUAUCCUCAUAGAUGGUGUAGAUAUAUCACACAUCCCUCUACUAACACUUCGCAAGAGAUUAUCAAUCAUCCCACAGGACCCCGUGCUGUUUCAAGGAACAAUAAGAUUCAACCUUGAUCCAGAAAACUUACGAUCUGAUGAUGAGAUAUGGGAAGCUUUAGAGAUAGCACAAUUGAAACAAGUUGUAACGGAGCUUGAUAUGCAAUUGGAUGCUGACAUUUCAGAAGAUGGUGUGAACUUUAGUCUUGGACAGAGGCAGCUAUUCUGCAUUGCUAGAGCAUUCCUGAGAAAAUCUCGUAUUCUCUUAAUGGACGAGGCAACUGCUUCUAUUGAUCUCAAAACGGACAAGUUAUUGCAGGAUGUGGUAGCUACUGCGUUUGCUGACAGAACUGUUAUUACAAUUGCUCACCGUAUAUCAACAAUUCUUGAUUCAGACACCGUGGUGGUACUCAGUGAUGGCAGGGUUGUGGAAUAUGAUACACCAGAAAAUCUACUUAAGAAAGAAGAUGGCAUAUUUGCAUCAUUCGUUCAAGGAUCCCUGGACAAUUGAGAAGUUGUGGUCUGCUAAAACUUUUUUUGUUAAUGAGGGAAAUUUUUGACACAAAAACGGUACUUGAAACAGUGUAUUCGUUUAAAUUCGGUUUCAUUGCAGUACUAAUUUUUGUCAGUUUUCAGUUGUAUUGAUAUUGAGAGAUUGAAGAAUAUUUUACGCAGCUGUGAAAAAUCCUUGUUUAGCAGUGAAAUGUAUGCUUUAUUAGUUGAAAGAGAUUUCCCCCC